AUGGUGCUGAUGAAGAUGAAGUUCCCUUUCGAGAAGAGGGUGAAGCUGGCCCAGUGUCUGUGGCUGCUCUCCUGGAUGGCCACACUGGCCGGAGCGUUCACCUUCACCCUGGGCUGCUUCCUCAAGACCGAGCUCCGCAGGAGGGCAGAGGUAGGCUAAACACGUACAGCUUUACACUGUACACUCUUAGAAAAAAAGGUGCUAUCUAGAACCUAAAAGGGUUAUUCGGCUGUCCCCAUAGGAAAACCCUUUGAAAACCAUUUUUGGUUCCAGGUAGAAGCCUAUUAGGUUCUAUGUAGAACCCUUUCCCCAGAGGGUUCCACAUGAAACCCAAAAUAGUUCUACCUGGAACCAGAAAGGGUUCUACCUGGAUCCAAAAAGGGUUUCUCCUAUGGGGACAGCCGAAGAACCCUUUUGGAACCCUUUUUUCUAAGAGCGUACAACGCCACUGGGGUGUUUCCAAUACAAUACAUAUGACUUAUCCAUAAGCUUCACUUUCUCAGGGUCUUCCUCUGAUGUUUAGGGCUGUAUUCAGUGAAGUUCUACAGUAUGACUGAAUCAAAGAGUGAUACUAGUAAACUUCUGGUCAUAAACUGCACGAAAAGCAUGAGGGUGAAAAGGGGGGAAAUUCAUUACAGCUUAUUUGAGUGUAUUGGAGCUUAAAUUAAGAGUUUAUUUUUGGAGUGUUUCAAGAUGACACAAUGAAAUGCAUUGGAGUGUUGAAGAUAACAUCUCAUGCAGAAUUCAGGAGCCUUUGAUAAUGCUUUUAUGAGUGAGAUUGGGAUGAGGUAUCUAUAGAUCUGUUGGAUAGGUGGUUAGGUGUGAACGUUAUGAACAGGGGGCAGCUGUCUAUGGUCUGAGCAUACCAGUGAUAAGCUGAUAAUAGGGAUAAGAUGAGUGACUGAGUGAUUGACAGUUUUAUUAUGAUCCUAUUCAUCAUCUGUCUCUUGAGAUUACAGUAUUUGGAAUAAUAUACUAUCAACUAUUGCACUUGUUGAAUACAUCAACAGAAACAAAAUUACUCUCAAUACAGCCUUUUUGCAGCAAAUACUUAUGUUCAAUUUCAGUGAAAAUAUAAACAACCUAAUUGAUUUCCUCCAAUAUACAAUAUAACCUUUAGUUAUGUUCCCCACUGUAAACCAUGAGAUUAUUCACUGACCUCUACAUGUUCACUAUUACUUAAAUAUGGGAUCAAUGGGUUGAGAGCCUAAUAUAUCAGUUUAUACUGUAUAGUUUCCUGUAUCACUUAUGCAUGAGGUCUUUCUGCCUACAGGUAAUGGACAACACAGAGAUCCAUGCUGUGCCCAACACCCUGAUGAUAGUGGGUCUGGCCUCUCUGGGUAUCAACUACUUCGCAGGGCGUAUGUGCCAGGAUGCGUUGGACGCCGGGCGCUUCCCCCGCUGGAAGACCUUCAUGCAACCCUACUGGGGUGUCUCCCUCCUCUUCACCCUCCUCAUGCUGACGGCCGUGAUCAUGAGCUACGCAAUGAAGGGGAACCUGGAGUCCUCCCUGAAGAUCGGUCUGAAGAACGGCAUCCGCUUCUACAAGGACACAGACACCCCUGGCCGCUGCUUCCAGAAACAGACCAUUGACCGCCUGCAGAUGGAGUUCCGUUGCUGCGGAAACACCGACUUCAAGGACUGGUUCGAGGUCCAGUGGAUCAGCAACCGCUACCUAGACUUCAGCUCUAAGGAAGUGAAGGAGUGAGUAUUAGAGGACUGGGAGCAGUCUGACAGUCUUUGGUAAAGGAAGAAUCCCAUGUCAGAUUAUAACUUAAAUAAAUCAUUAAGGUUAUAGGAAAUGAGGCAGUUGAGGUGAUACAAAGGCAUGAUGUAGACCAUUAAUUGUCUAUAUACCUCCCUUCCCCCCUCUCUUCUUCUUUAGCCGUGUUAAGAGCAAUGUGGACGGGCGUUACCUGUUUGACGGGGUCCCUUUCAGCUGCUGCAACCCCAGCUCCCCAAGACCCUGCAUCCAGGACCGCCUCACCAACAACUCAGCCCACUACAGCUAUGAGCACCAGACCGAGGAGCUCAACAUCUACAUCCGCGGCUGCAGGGAAGCUCUGGUCAACUACUACAUGGGCCUGAUGAACACUAUUGGUGCUGCGGUGCUGUCCGUCUUCCUGGUCCAGGUACUGUAAAGAUAUAAAGUAUAUAUCAACCUAUACACCUAAAAGUCAGCUAAUGUCCUGUGUGGCAAUCAGAAGGCCCACGGACUCCUGUCAGAUAUACUUGUAGCUCGCUGUUGAGUGAUACAUUAUAUCCACCAUCCUCCUGUAUAACCUUUCUCCCUUCUCUCCCUUCUCCUAUCCUUACCCUCCAGUCAUCUGUGCUGGUAAGUCUGCGGUACCUGCAGACAGCCAUGGAGGCGGUGGCAGGGCAGGAGAACACUGAGAUUGAGACCGAGGGGUACCUGCUGGAGAAAGGGGUGAAGGAGACGAUCAUGGAGUAUGUGACUCCUGUGCUGGUUUUUCUUCAGCUGAACCAGGUGGGCAGUGAGGACGCUGAAGCUUAGGCGACCCCCGCCAGAUAAAGUGGAGAAAUCUAAAUGUUUCAGACUGGGUGUUGUAGGGGACAAACUUGGCAUUUUAUUGGGUGAUAAAUAAUCUAACUAGACACUGAUCAAUUAAUCUGGUAUUUCUUUGACAUCACAAUCCAUUUUAAUGCUGAUGUAUUUCUAUGUUUAAUGUUUUAACCCUAAAUGCAGUGUUUGCCAAACUCGGUCCUGGGGACCCCAAGGGGUGCACGUUUUGGUUUUGCCCUAGCACUACACAGCUGAUUCAAAUAAUGAACUCAUCAUCAAGCUUUGAUUAUUUGAAUCAGCUGUGUAGUGCUAAAAACGUGCACCCCUUGGGGUUCCCAGGACCGAGUUUGUGAAAUUCUGUCUAAACAAGUGACAUGAAUGUUGUAAUCUAUUUCAGUCACUUGAGGGCAAAUAUAUUUUUGUAUCAGUUGUCCGGGGACAACGCACCCCAGUCUUAGGUACCCAUGGCUACGCUAACACACACAAAUAAACACACACACACACAGUACAGGCACACAUUAAACACAUUAACCUCACCCCAAACCCCUCCAAAAUCCUCCAUGAUUAAAGAAGCUAUUCGAUGUUUAAUCAAUUACAUAUACUCCCCAAAGGAGAAAUAAAAAACACAUUAUUGUAAUUUUGUCUUUUAUAACUGGGGGUUGCCAGGCACGGUUAUUUCCACCUCACCAUUGCAGUGUUCAACAGUUAAUACCACAACAAUAUUAUGGUUGACACUUAACAAUGCAAAUAUAUAUCCAGUUACUAAGGGAUAGAAUUAUAUGAAAUUGAUGAAGACGCUAAUCAACAUUAAAACAUUUUAGGAAUAUUUUAAAAAGCACUAUAUAACCAUUUUACAUUUUGCGUAAAGACUAACAGCAAUGUAAAGCUGACUGUAGAAAGAUUCAAUGCUCUGCUAAGUAACCCUCAGCAAUAUGACAUACACAGCACUUUAUUACAGAAUUAUUAUGUCAGAGAAUUAUUAAAGGUUAAAGUUUUUAAUUAA
Messenger RNA from Coregonus sp. 'balchen', 3527 nucleotides. Lineage: Eukaryota; Metazoa; Chordata; Actinopteri; Salmoniformes; Salmonidae. The record is from the annotation of a GenBank genome assembly.